UCUUUGAAAACGAAUAAAUAUUCAUUUGGUGACCACCUCCAUUACACUUUCAUUUGGCCAAGUGAAGAAAAUGAAAGCAAUCCCGGACGUAGUCAAAAAUUCAACAUUUUCAUCUUUCUUUUGAUAACGACUCCGUGGUGUUUUUCAAUAUCGAUGCAUCUUCUUGUAACAUUAAAAGAUAAGCUCGACGUUAACGUUAGCGAAGACGUUGCUUUAAUUGUUUGUUUUCUUGGCACAUACUACAGCGUCUUUGCUUUUACGAAAAAUCAGUCAAAAAUAGCAUUACUUCUCCAGGAUCUAUCCAACUUUGAAAGAUAUGGAAUGCCUCCAGGUUUUAAGAAUCUUGAAAAAAAAUUAAAUCUGUGGUCCAAAUGUGCUUUUAUAUACGCUUUUUUUGCCGUGGUUGUGUACAGUUCAAUAAAGUUUGUUCAAAGGUCCAAAUGUCAAAAAAACAAUGCGCAGAAAAAUCUGGACGAAAAUUGUGGAUUUCCAACUGCCAUUUGGAGUCCAGUUGACAUUAACUAUUUUCCGGUUUAUCAAAUGGUUUAUUUUUAUGUGGUGGUAUCAAUACAGACGUUGAUGAAACUCGUACUCAUGAUUUCUGUUCUAAUGCUGGAAAUGGCUCAUUAUAUUGUGCUGAGAAUAGAGCAUUUAGAAAAAAUGAUUGUGGAGUGUUUUGAAAGCAGGAACACGACAAUACGGAAAAGGAAAAUGAUUGAAUGUAUUUUAUAUCACACUGAAAUACUAGAAUAUGCUGCUAGACUAAGUAACUGUUUCUUUAAUGAUAUGUUCGCUCAUUUAACUAUGACAGCCGCAAUUUGUGGAUGCUUGGAGAAAACACUUAUCGAUGAGGAGACUCAAGUGUGCACCGCAAUUCACAUAUUUGGAUGGAUUUUAUCGCUAUUUUUUGCUUGUUAUGGUGGACAGCAUCUCAUGAGUGCGAGUGACUUGUUUCCCACCAAAAUUUGGAAUUCACUAUGGUACCAAGCAGAACUGAGCUUACAGAAAGAUGUCAUGUUCAUGCUGUUUAGGUCACAAAAGACUCUUUCAGUUGCCGCAGGUCCUUUUGAUGUGGUAUCCUACUCACUUUUUGUUUCUGUGAUGAAAAUGUCGUACUCCAUAAUGUGCUAUUUAUCGAAAGGGAAAUAAUACUGUAC
Molecule: messenger RNA, 1157 nt
Organism: Zophobas morio
Lineage: Eukaryota; Metazoa; Arthropoda; Insecta; Coleoptera; Tenebrionidae
Product: odorant receptor 67c-like
Exons: 7
Coding region: 154-1149 (331 amino acids)
Biological process (GO): sensory perception of smell; detection of chemical stimulus involved in sensory perception of smell
Cellular component (GO): plasma membrane
Molecular function (GO): olfactory receptor activity; odorant binding
Source: RefSeq, a predicted model, not a curated record